CUGUCAUAUAAGACUGCACUACGCCUACACGUCUUCCUCACAGUCACAGCAAGUUGGUUGCAGUUUUUCUUUUAUCCAAUAGGCCUACGUUUUGGAAGUCAUUGUAUUGUAAUGCAGAUGCAGUCAUGUUUCUUAGAAGAGGAUAUGUCUUUUUGGUAAUACACUUUUUGCACUCCCCAGGUGUUUGGGCCCAUUUCUCUACAUCCUACACUCCGAGGAUGGUCUGUGCUUUGGCGGGCUCAUCUAUACAUGUGGACUGCACAUACACAUACCCUGGCCACCUUUAUGUGAAAGAAACAUUCUGGUAUCGAGGAUGUAGCAGUAAUGGAGAGAUGAAAGACCUGAGUCAAGACAAACAAUUUAAGGGUCGGAUCCAAUAUCUUGGAAAUAAAAAAAGCAACUGCAGCAUGAUGAUAAAGGAUCUGAAAGACAGUGACUCUGGUGAAUACUGCAUCAGGAUCAUAACAAAUGUAUUGUGGGAAAAAUGGUCGGGAACUCCUGGAGUUGAUCUCUCUGUUUCAGAGCUGCAGGUAUCUGUGGCCUCAGAUACAGUGACUGAGGGAGAGAGUGUGACACUGACCUGCAGCACCACCUGCAGUCUGAGCAACAACCCCACCUACAUCUGGUACAGGAACUCACAGCCUGUGAGUAACAACCAUGCAGUUGUCAACAACAUCCUGCUUCUCAAACCAGUCAGCAGUGAGGAUGCAGGCAACUACUCGUGUGUUGUGAAAGGAUACGAGGACCAUCCCUCGCUUGCAGUGCCACUCAGUGUCAGAUUUGCUCCAAAGAACACCAUGGCAUCAAUCAUUCCCUCAUCUGAAGUGUCGGAGGGAAGUUUUGUGAUUCUGACCUGCAGCAGCGAUGCCUACCCACCUGUGCAUGACUACACCUGGUACAGACAGAAUGGACUUGGAACAUUCAGCGUGGGUGCUGGGAAGACCAUACACUUCACUGUGGCUCUUGAAGAUGGUGGACAUUAUUUCUGUGAGGCGAAGAAUGAAGUUGGAUCUCAGAACUCUACGACAAUGGAAUUAACUUCAGCAGUGUCAUCCCAGUGGACCAAAGGGGAACUCGCAGCGAUUAUCAUUGUACCCAUCUUGGCACUCCUGGUUUUGGCAACUGUGGUCGUUACGUGCUGGUUGAGGAAGAAGGCGAUUGUAAAUGAGGACAGCGUGAUUAAAGCGGAUGUCAAGCAAUGCACUAGUAAUGUUUACUGCAGCACCGUAGCAACCAUCUCUGACCCUGCAUGCUUCAAGAUGACCCCUGGCCCCCAUGUCAGCGUUCAACAUGACGAACACUACCCCACCCUUCACUUCACUCCCAGCUGGCAAGAGGUAUCUCUGAGCAGCAGCAUAGCGAAGGAGCAUCAGUUCAAAUAGCCAUGGGAGGAGUGGCUCGACACCUUUUCCAAACAACAAUUAUAUCACUAGCAAAAAAAUGAGCACUAAUCACAAGCACGAGUGUGAAUGUUUAUUUGAAGUAUAUUUUAUUAAUGUGCAAGCAAAUGCUACAUGUACACCACCCGAGAGAAACACAUGAAGAGUAGUCAACCAAUUUUUAGUUUGUAUGCAUUUUUUAUAUAUUGAUACUGUAACAUCGGUGUGUUGGACUAGCACUAUUGGUUCCCACAAUGCAUUGCAGCUGGGGUUCGGGGGGGGGGGGGGGGGGGUUAUUGUGUGUGUCUUUUACCUUUGUUUACUGUUUAUGGAUGUGUUUUAGUGUAGCGUGUAUCCCUCUUUAGUUUUGCCUCUUGUGUGACCCUUCUUGCUCGAGUCAUUGCAAUACAUUUUCUGACACAAUGGGGGGCAACAUUUUAAUUUUAAAGCCUUUCAGUAGAACAUACUGUUUUUCACAAGUACAACAUAUGUCAUGUAGUAUUGUGUGAAGUAAGUGUGAAUCCUCUGUUUUUUUUAUUUUCUUUUUUCAUAUGCAUGUACACGAUAAACAUGCUUGAAUAAGUAUAUCAUGAUUAUAAACAUGCAAUUAAAGUAAAUGAGAUACAGUAUGCUUAACCCACCUUGGUCUCCAUAAAAACAUGCUUAUCAUUCUAUAUUCUCACAGACUAUGUCUGGCUCCAAAUAAUCAAAAUGAAAACAAAGAGGGAUCCAUUUGGGGACAGGAGUGGUCUUCGUCCUCGUCUUCGUGGACUCUCUCUCUCUCUAACGCCCGACGCAAAGCCGACAGGAAUGUGUCGCGGUUGUUCGGGAUGUUGUAGUGCAUGAGAUCCAUCAGCUUCUGGAAGUCCUCCGGCUGAUAGGCCAGGUUGCUAGUGACGUACGGCGAGUCUUCGGUGUUGACAUCCACGUCCCCUUGUAUCAGUUCCUCCGCCCCCUCGCGCCUGACACCUUAGCGCAACAACAAACAGGAAGUAUAGGGUUGAUGACAAUCUGAUUUUCACCGCAGGAUUAUUGAAGCAAAAAUAAUUAAAAAAUCAUCACAAUGUCUAUAAAACUUGAUACUAUAUAAUAUAUAAUAUCAUUAUAUUUUUUAUGUAUUAUUAAUAGUAAAAUUAAUGUAUAUUUGAUUACUUUGUGCUUUUUAACUAAUUUGGGAAAAUAAAUGACACUCUAAAUACGAGUGAAGUGGUGGUGAGUCUAUAACCACACACAAAAACAUUCAAAUGGAACAAUGGAUGACCGAAAAGAUGGAUAAUAAACAAGUUGCAUUAUUAGCAGCAUAUUUGUUUUAUCAAUAUGACAUUAAUUAUUGCAUUUAUAAACAUCACAAUAUUGACUGUUAAUGCCUGGAUUCUGUGACAGAUCCUGGCCCCUGGGAUAUGAAACGAUGAGCUGAAAUAAUCACAGGCAUGGCGUAUUGUGGAUAAUGAAAGAUGCUAAGGGCUUACAUAUGUGAAAACCAUAAAAUAGAAUGUAUAUUAAAUAUGGGCGUAUUGUGGAGAAUGAAAGAUGCUAAGGGCUUACAUAGGCUAU
Molecule: messenger RNA, 2933 nt
Organism: Alosa sapidissima (American shad)
Lineage: Eukaryota; Metazoa; Chordata; Actinopteri; Clupeiformes; Clupeidae
Product: sialoadhesin-like
Exons: 8
Coding region: 126-1382 (418 amino acids)
Source: RefSeq, a predicted model, not a curated record